Hylaeus anthracinus is the source of this 1884-nucleotide messenger RNA. RefSeq names its product CD151 antigen (gene Tsp74F). Gene Ontology annotation, cellular component: membrane. The record is from RefSeq and is a predicted model, not a curated record. The coding region runs from base 331 to 1056 and encodes 241 amino acids. The transcript has 7 exons. Lineage: Eukaryota; Metazoa; Arthropoda; Insecta; Hymenoptera; Colletidae.
GUGCGAGAGAGCUCAAGUCGGUUUUACCAUUUCAGUUUCACUCAGACCCCGGACUGAAAUCGCGCGUGUCCACCGCCAAUACUCGAGUCACGGUGAGCCACAGCCUCGUGCCUGAAAUUAAACGACGAUAUUUUUCAGAACGACGUGCCCCGUGCUUUUUUUCCCCUAAUCGUAGAACGCACAGUGAUUCGUUUCCCACGGAAAAGUCGCAGUUUCGACCCGUGUGCUCGCGGAACGGUGUCACGUUUCAUCGACGAAAGAAGUUUCUAUCCACCGGCGACGACUAAAGGGCAGCCGACAUACGGAACGUUUAUCAAGAGAUAGAGCAAAAUGGGUUACGGGACGGAGAUGGACGGCUGUGGCCGCUGUAUGAAGUACUCCCUGUUCUUCGUCAACUUCGUGAUCUUCUUUGGUGGAGUUGCCAUAGUUGGAUUGGCGGUGUGGGCCCUGUUGGACAAGGUGCCAUGGAUAGGUGAACUCGUGGGAAACGAUCUGUUAACAGGUGCGAUUUACGUUCUCCUGGCCGGUGGAGUGAUCGUCGCUAUCAUCUCGUUCUUCGGUUGCAUCGGUGCGUCACGGGAAGUCAAGUGCAUGCUUCUCACGUACUUCAUCAUCGUGUUCCUGUUGUUCGUGACGAUGCUAAUUGGCGGUGUCCUCGCGUACGUGUUCCGUGAGAAAUUGGUGAACACUCUCCAGAGGGAAAUGUCGAGUUCGAUGAGAGUUUACGAUAGUCGCAAAGCAGUCAGGGAGGCCUGGGACACGACCCAAUCCACGCUGCACUGCUGCGGUGUUAACGGCUGGAGAGACUGGGGUGAUCUAGGACUGAACGUCCCUCAGAGUUGCUGUCGCGAAAUCCAACCUGGCCAGCGAUUCAACUGCAACGCUGGGCCAGACACAGUGAAUCCCUCGAAUGCCUACCUCGUCGGGUGCAUCAAUGGAACGCAGAUUUACAUGCAAGGACACGCGACGAAGAUGGGUGCCGCCGGAAUCGCAGUCGCAUGUCUGAUGUUCUUCGGCAUGAUAUUCUCGUGCGCGCUCUUCAAGAUGAUAGAAUGACGCGGUCGUCGCGUAAUUUAAAAACACCUUGGUUCUUCGCGUCGAGCUAAUGAAGAGCAAAAGUGGAUGACAGCCGUCCUCGAGCGACUCGCAUGAAUUCAUAAUCAACGUCAUCGUCAUUUGAGCGUAUCCAGCUGAAGUAUCGAGAAUCAAAAUGCAUCUCCACGCGCAUCUAACUUUCCAAUGUACAGUCUUCGUCAUUUUGUUACAUUUAGCUUUAUCGUACCUUUAUUUACCCGUUUCGUUCUUUUUCAAUCUCUUUCCUUUCUCCUUUAUUUUUUCUUUCUUUGUAAUGUAUAGCGAUACGUUAAGCAUUCUCGUUUCAUUCUACGUUGUACUAUACUAUUAUAUAUAAUUUUUAUGGCAAAACACACACACACACACACACACACACACACACACACACACACACACAUUCUGUACCUUGUACGCGUAAUAAAUACGAACGUGUAUAAAAGUAUCUCAUAGUGGAGGUAAACGUUCGCUCUUUCGGUUCCAAAGGGAGUCCUUUGUCCUUGGAACCUCGUCUGUCUGGGAACAGUCUCUGAAUUCCGGAGCUAAAUCGAUACUUUUUAAUACACGACUGGCCAUCGUCUCUCCUUCGUUUUCUACAUUAUUCAUAAGUCAGUGAUUUUGUUCCUUUGCGAUACAGACGUGUUCAAAAGUAUCAGACACGUGUGGCUAGGCACACCUGAUACUUUAAAUGGAAUAGUCCAAAGUGCGAGUACCAUAAUAAACAAAAUUUGAAUUUUAACUUCGUGCACGUCAUAGGGAAAUAUUAACUAGAAUUGUUGCCGAUUUCUAAUAAAAUAAUUCGUCCCUCAAAAG